AUGACUCCUCCGAUAGAGGUUAGUAAUGGAGCACCUGAAGCGUCUUGCGAAACCUCCAGUAUACUCCCCAUAGAUUAUGAACAACUGGUUUCCAAGAAUUAUGUCUUUUACGAAUUACCAUGUGGACAAACUGCUGAGGUUACCGAGUACCCAGCGGGCAUACCCCGGUUUUCGACUUUUAACACAACCGCAGGUUUCGAGUAUAACAGUGUAAAAGGCAAUGUUGCAGCUGGACUCGCUCACGUUGACGGAUAUAUCUUCCCUUGUCUAUCCUCUUCCUGCCCCAGUGCUUCCAAACAGGUCUCUGAAACUGUGACAGCCUUGAAGAAUGCUGGCACUACAGUUGGAAUGCUCUGGCUUGACAUCGAGACAUACGCAUGGCCAAGCGAUCACACGAAGAACCGCGCUUUCAUCGAGGAAAUGGGAAAAGAAUUGACAAGCCUUGGACAGAGCUGGGGAGUUUACAGCAACUACAACAAUUGGCAAUCAAUUGUUGGUCUUGACUACACCGGCAUGAAGAGCAAACAGCUGUGGUGGGCUACCUACAACAACGAAGCGGUAAGCGGACAUACCAUGUUAUCAGUUUUGUGA
Messenger RNA from Cooperia oncophora, 591 nucleotides. NCBI's taxonomy places the organism in Eukaryota, Metazoa, Nematoda, Chromadorea, Rhabditida, Trichostrongylidae. The record is from the annotation of a GenBank genome assembly.